GAGAUACCGGUAUGGCGCUGGGAAGGUCUUUCCUAUUCGGCCUCUUUUUACUCAUCGCUUCCCUGUCACAUGCUGGAGGGGCUCUGUCACGUGACAACCCGGCUCCGCUGAAUAGGAGCAGCUUUCCUCCUGGUUUCAUUUUCGGUACUGCCUCUUCCUCUUAUCAGUAUGAAGGGGCAGUUAAGGAAGGUGGUAGAGGCCCAAGCAUUUGGGAUACUUACACUCACAAGCACCCAGAAAGGAUAAAGGACCGGAGCAAUGGAGACGUAGCUGUGGAUUCUUAUCACCGGUACAAGGGAGAUGCGAAAAUUAUGAAGGAUAUGGGGAUGGACGCUUACAGAUUCUCCAUCUCUUGGACCCGGAUAUUGCCACGUGGAAGUCUAAGUGGGGGAGUAAACAUGGAAGGCAUCAGACACUACAACAACUGCAUCAACGAGCUCCUAUCCAACGGUGUGCAGCCGUUCGUAACCCUCUUUCACUGGGAUUCUCCCCAAUCCCUCGAAGACGCGUACGGCGGCUUCUUGAGCUCCAAAAUCGUGGCUGAUUUCCGCGACUACGUUAAUAUCUGUUUUAGGGAAUUCGGAGACCGGGUGAAGCACUGGAUCACCUUAAACGAGCCAUGGACUUUCAGUGUCGGUGGAUAUGCGAUUGGCUUGUUAGCACCUGGGCGUUGUUCUCCGGGGGACGCUGGGAAUUGCAGCAUGGGUAAUUCAGGCACUGAUCCUUACAAUGUGAGCCAUCACCUGUUGUUGGCCCAUACGGCUGCCGUGAAACUAUACAAGGACACGUAUCAGGUAUCUCAAAAGGGCAAGAUAGGAAUAAUACUGAUUUCCCACUGGAUGGUCCCCUUCUCUACAUCUAAGGUGAACGAUGAUGCAGCUAAAAGAGCCAUCGACUUCAUGUUGGGAUGGUGAGUCAUGGAAACCCUCAUAUCUAUGAUACUAGUAGAAAAAUGCAACAUUAUGAGAUGAACUAGUUUUCUUCUAUGGUUGAUAUAUUCAGGUUUUUGCAUCCCUUAACCUACGGGGAAUAUCCAAAUAGCAUGAGAUCCAACGUAGGAAAUCGGCUCCCAAAAUUCACCAAAAACCAAUCUAUGAUGGUGAAAGGUUCGUUCGAUUUCAUUGGAAUAAAUUACUAUACAGCGCAGUAUGCACAUAAUACUCCUCGAUCAAAUAACGUUUCCGCCAGCUACAUUACCGAUUCUCAUUGUAAUCUCACAAGU
Magnolia sinica is the source of this 1222-nucleotide messenger RNA. RefSeq names its product beta-glucosidase 12-like. Bases 12 to 914 code for a protein of 300 amino acids. Gene Ontology annotation, molecular function: beta-glucosidase activity. The record is from RefSeq and is a predicted model, not a curated record. Gene Ontology annotation, biological process: carbohydrate metabolic process. The transcript has 8 exons. NCBI's taxonomy places the organism in Eukaryota, Viridiplantae, Streptophyta, Magnoliopsida, Magnoliales, Magnoliaceae.